Messenger RNA from Acanthisitta chloris (rifleman), 843 nucleotides. RefSeq names its product laminin subunit beta-1-like. Gene Ontology annotation, cellular component: laminin trimer. Gene Ontology annotation, biological process: cell migration; substrate adhesion-dependent cell spreading; basement membrane assembly. The annotation marks the transcript as partial. The transcript has 6 exons. Gene Ontology annotation, molecular function: integrin binding; extracellular matrix structural constituent. The record is from RefSeq and is a predicted model, not a curated record. NCBI's taxonomy places the organism in Eukaryota, Metazoa, Chordata, Aves, Passeriformes, Acanthisittidae.
GCAUGGAGCACGUCAGCAUCCAGCUGGACCUGGAGGCUGAGUUCCACUUCACCCACCUCAUCAUGACCUUCAAGACCUUCCGCCCCGCGGCUUUGCUGGUGGAGCGCUCGGCUGACUUUGGGCGCACCUGGAAAGUCUAUCGCUACUUCGCCUACGACUGUGCUGCCUCCUUUCCACACGUCCCACAUGGGUCCCCGCGCCGCAUUGACGACGUCGUCUGCGAGUCCCGCUACUCUGACAUCGAGCCUUCCACUGAGGGGGAGGUGAUCUACCGGGUGCUGGACCCUGCCAUCCCCAUCCGGGACCCCUACAGCCCUGCCAUCCAGAACCUGCUGCGUGUCACCAACCUGCGGGUGAACCUCACCAAGCUGCACACGCUGGGGGACAACCUGCUGGACUCGCGGCGGGAGAUCCGGGAGAAGUACUACUACGCGCUCUACGAGCUGGUGAUGCGCGGGAACUGCUUCUGCUACGGGCAUGCCUCCGAGUGCGCCCCGCUCAGGCGUGGGGCCCCCCGCCACCACCGACGGCAUGGUAGGGUGCACGGGCGCUGUGUCUGCAAGCACCACACAACAGGGCUGAACUGUGAGCGCUGUGAGGAUUUCUACCACGACCUGCCCUGGCGCCCAGCUGAGGGCUCCAGCACCAAUGCCUGUCGCCGCUGCGACUGCAACGAGCACUCGCAGAAGUGCCACUUCGACAUGGCUGUGUUCCUGGCCACGGGGAACAGCAGUGGGGCCGUGUGUGAUGACUGCCAGCACAACACCAUGGGCCGCCGCUGCCACCUCUGCAAGCCCUUCUACUACCGCCACCCUCGCUCCGACAUCCGUGCCCCCACCGCCU